Molecule: messenger RNA, 1004 nt
Organism: Candidula unifasciata
Lineage: Eukaryota; Metazoa; Mollusca; Gastropoda; Stylommatophora; Geomitridae
Source: the annotation of a GenBank genome assembly
GUGUGUCAGUGGCGGUCAGUUGCUUCACUUUGGUGGCCAUAUCCCUGGAGCGCUACUUCGCCAUCUGUCACCCACUCAAGUCCAGGAGCUGGCAGACUCUGUCUCACUCCUACAAAGCCAUCGCUGUCUGCUGGGCGGCCGCCUUCCUUCUCAUGGUUCCCUCGGCUGUCUAUCAUGACCUUGUUGAAAUACGGCCGCACAUCAACGCGUGCGUAGAGAUCUGGCCCUCGACCAACAGUCUGAAGGUCUUCACAGUGACUCUGAACCUUGUGCUGCUCGUGUUGCCGUGCAUCCUCAUGAGCUGGGCCUACGGCUGUGUCUGCUACACCUUGUGGGUCGGCAUCCAAAUGGAGAAGCAGUCAGAAAAGGAAACACAGAACAAGCUGACAACAGCCGAGUACGACGCCCAAAACGGUGUUUCUCUCUGUCUCAAGAAGAAAGUAAUCCUGACUAGGGGCAAUUACGACGACGCUGACUUUCCGACCGUCAGUUCUGUGAGUAGUCAGACCACAAGCGGCUCCACCAAGUUCACAAACGCCGUCACCAGGCCAGUCCGGAGGAUGGACGCCCAUAGAGCCAUGCGACAGUCCAACACCGAACGAUCCAGGGCAGCCAAAAAGCGAGUCAUCAAAAUGCUCUUCAUGAUCGUACUGGAAUUUUUUAUUUUCUGGUCACCGACCUUCGUCCUUGACACCUGGAUGGCCUUCCAUUUCCCUAGCGCUAGAAGACACGUGACACCGGUGACCAAAUCACUCAUCCACCUUCUAUCAUACAUCAGCACCUGCUGCAACCCUAUCACUUAUUGUUUCAUGAACAAAAACUUCCGCCAGAGCUUUCUCCUGGCAUUCAAGUGUAAGAAGACCCGCUAUGUGUACGCGAAUAAGACUCAGAUGUCCUUUACUUCAGGCAACACUAUGUCCACAAGAGCCCCGGCCAAUCCUUCAACGGCCACCAGCUACGACAAGAUCGUGGACUCUGAUGACGUCUCCGAGAACAGUUUCUGA